Messenger RNA from Blastomyces dermatitidis ER-3, 3709 nucleotides. RefSeq lists its product as uncharacterized. The transcript has 7 exons. The coding region runs from base 189 to 3344 and encodes 1051 amino acids. The record is from RefSeq and is a predicted model, not a curated record. NCBI's taxonomy places the organism in Eukaryota, Fungi, Ascomycota, Eurotiomycetes, Onygenales, Ajellomycetaceae.
CCGUCCGCUACGGUCUGAUACCAACUCUUCUCCUCACAUCUGCGGAAACUAUUUCAUUGCCUUUCGUUUCGAAGCGGCAUCGUGUGCAUUUGGGAUAACUGCCCCAGAUUCUGGCUCUGUGGUAACCCCCUUGUGGCUCAGAUAUCGGUAAACUUGGAUAUAUUGAAAGUCCAAAGCUACACCUCAAAAUGGAAGGUCCACAGACCUUGACUGUGGCCUCCACUUGGAAAUUUGACAACGACGCGGCUGGACAUAUUAGAAGACUCUUCAAGGCAACCUCCGCAGCUGGUGUUGGUUUCUGCAAAUAUGAGCCUGUUAAUAACGUCUUCGUUGUGGACAACUGUGAUGUUAUGGGAUCGGCGUCAGAGCUGAGCAUUUUGGUGGCCAAGUAUAUUGACGCCGAGAAGGAUAACGACAGGAUAGAGAUUCCGAAGGUGUCCCGCCUAGGGCCACUAAAUGCUCCUUAUGAAAUUCCAUAUGAGGACGAUAUAAUCGAGGAAGCGGAAGGGGCUUUGAUCAAUUUCUCUCGAGGUAGUGAGAGCACUAAAAUUCCCAUUACCACGAAGUACUGGAAGUCCAACUUGGGGACUACUGGUGGCUUUGAGAAGCUGCGAUACGCCAUCGACGAAGUGUCCAGGCUAUCUGGAGCAGAUAUCGUCCUCGAAGAGGCGAAUGACAGAAUCCGUGUGUUCAGUUACUUGGAUAGUAGCAUCGUUGACGAUGCAAUGAGCCGGCUUUCCAAUUUGCACCCGUGCCUAUCUCUUUCAAUUACGCCUCAAGUCUCACCUAUUUUAAAUGUGCCCCCAGAGACGGGAUAUCACGUCAAACUCUCGCCAUAUGCAGAUUUGCAUAGAAACGCUGUUCGUCGCAUUCUCGUCGACCCGGAAAGGAAAGAUAUCGGUCAACUUUCCAAGAUGUUUGUCACCGUGAUUGUGGGAAGAGAUUCGGAAAGUCACGACAACCAGGUUCCUAUCAACCUCAGGAAGCCACCCCGUCCAACGGAGCCCAAGAAAGGACGGUCCAAGCUCUGGGCUGAUUUCAAAUUUCAGGGUCUGGGGGACGCGUCAAAUGCCCCUCGGUUUGGGGACAGCGUCCCUGAGGAGGCGGAUCCUGUUCAGCAGAGUCAACUAAGAGCGUUGCCAACUGCUCCGCCAGGGGGUGCCCUGGUUAGCAAGCAUCGUUUCCUGACUCCGGAAAAGGCUUCGUUUGUCGAUAACUGGGCCACAGAGGUUGAGGCUGGAGCAGUGGGACCAAACGUCUCGGAACCUAACGGCACGCCGCCUCCAAACCCUCAUACAGAGCCUGCUCAGUCAGUUCUGCCUCCGGGAAUUAAAAGGCGCAAAGCUGUCAUCAUCGAUACAGGAGAGGGUAUUUGCGCGCCCAUCGAAGACUCGAAGCCUCUUCCGUCAGCUGAGGCCUCUACAGCGGGCCACGUCAGAAGUGCAACCAACGAAGAUGGUGCUGCCCAACCGGACCCUCGGCUGCCUGUGAAUUUUAUUCCCGUCGCGUACGGACAACCAGAUUGCUCUUCCGCUGAGAACAGCUGUCUGAGAAAGACCUCGUGCCUGGAGCCCACAGAACAGGGCGAGCCAACCCGACUUGUUGAUUUAGAGGAUACCUCGCCAGUGGCAAGUGCAGUGAUACCACCAAUAUCGUACAUGCCAGUUCCCCUAGCACUCACAGAGGCGGCGAGGUUAGGUUCGACGAUUGGAGAAUGGCAUUCUGAACAUGCAAAAGAGAAUAAAACUUGCCGCAGCAAUGGGCCCACAAAUGAGCCACUUGUUGGAAACGCUCCUAGAAUCCGCGAGCCUGAGCCUCGAGUUUUCCAUCGGAUCAUGGGCCAGAAGGCUGGGAAGAAUGCCCGAACGGGAGAGGAUCGAAAAGAUAAAACCGAAAAUCGGGAAAAUUUUGCUGAUGUUCCAUCCGCACCUUCGAUUCUCUCAAGAACAUCGACUUCUUGUUCUUCUAGUUUCUCUAGAAAAUCUAUCCAGUUAAGCGGAUGGAAGAAGGCGCAACAGGCGAAAGAGGAUGAAAAACGUGGGGUCGCACUCAAUGAGUUCCUCCGGCACGUUAGCCUCAUUCUAAAUGGAGUCCGAUGCUUCCCAGGAACUGUUUCAUUUGAAAUUCAGCUGGGACUUGUACUUGCAAGUCGAUCGCUCAUCGAACAGUCAAAGGAAGUGCCCUUAGAUCUCAAGGCCUGGAACAGCCUCUUUCAGCCCAAGAAUAACCUCCCUAAGCCCAGCACCAUUUUCACAAACAUGCUCACAACCUCUGGCGCUGACGUCGAUUAUAUACUCGACUUACCUGAUAGCCAGGAUGGUUCCACAUGCCAAAUGUUUUCAGAGGAAGUUGUCAGUCGUCGUGUUUGGUACGAAUUUCACUGCACAACCAAAAAUGACGAGACUUUGGUGGUCACUGUCGAUGAAUCUGGGACAGCGGCUGUGAAUAGGCCGGAAUCCGUGUUGGGUGCGGUCAAUGUCCACUGCGCAGCGCAAACCUGGGAUAUGAGGGGCGUGGUGAAAGGCGCCGUCGAAUACAUUCGAGGAGACGAGGAAAUAGACCAAGCAAUCCAAAAUCUCAUCGGCAAAAUGUAUAUCGAGCCCGGCCUGUCCGAAAUCGUAAUUUUCACUCGAAUUCCGGAAGGGGGCCAACUGAAUAUCACAAAAGUUCUCAUGAAGCGUUCCACGCGCCAUCGCUUCCACCGGCAUAAGACAGGACCCUUGCAAGUAAGCACUGCAAGGAAACCCGGCAUCCACGACAGGAUUCAUUCUCUUCUUAAUGAUCAAGGGAGCGGAUCUGCUGGUAGUGCUAACGGCAAUACGACACCGUUUGGGAAUGAGGAAACGUUUCUCCAGAUCACUGAAGUCCAGAAUCUUUUUUUGGGGUAUUCUGGUGAUGAUAUGAUGGCCGUGCGUGCGCGGGCAAAAUCAGCUGAUAAGAUGGUAGACGAUCACAGGUUAUGGUAUGAGAUAUCUGUUAUGAACCCAACAAUCGAAGAGAUCUUGCACUCCAAUAAAUAUCUCGAAUUUGGCGACACUGUCACUUCCUGGUCCGUCUUCAAACCACCACCUGCAAAAAAUGGAAAGCGAUCCACCAAUGCUAUCACCGCUGCCAAAACUUCCGAGACCAGCAUAGCAAAUUCGAAACUUCCAGAACAACCCACUUCAGAAAUCAGCUCCAAGGACGUGAGCGAAAUGUUCCACGCCGCGAACAAGAUUGUUCAAAAGAUCGACGAUGUUGGACGGGACAACUACGGCCCUGAGGCCCAAGCAGGACUGAAGGUAGAUCAAACCAUUACUGUCCCAUCAGUGGCUACAGCUGAAGUGCCGACAAGCUUUUGGUAGGUGAGAAGCUUUUGCCGUGCACCUCAUAGAUGGUGGUGGGUGUGAGUGCUUGGAAGGGAUUCCCAGGGUGGGGGGGUACCUUAUAUGAAUAAAUCUGUUCUUUGCAUUUGUAAUUUGUUGAGGCCCUUGCAUCCCAACCAGAGCCAGGCACAGCGUGGAGAGGUUAGGGGCGGCGACAGGGAGUCGUUUUUUGGGCUUUUCCAUGGAGGAGUGAUGCAUUAAUUAUUCUCAUACUUGUAAAUACGCAGUCUAUAGUGACAAAUGUGUCAAAUGGGUAUUUUAUACUAGUGUUACAAUGAGCACACAUUAAUGAUACUGAUUGUAUUAGCAAUCAAGAUCUCCUCAUUGGAGGUUGUAUGAAAUAA